AUGGUAUCAAGCAAGCGAGAGUCCCCAGAUAAGUUAACUAGGGAGGACGUAUGUCGUGUGCCAGAAACGAUAUGUUUCCCGGAGGAGGAGGACCAGAUUUUAAAUGAUUGGAGAGAAAAGAAGAUUUUUGAGACAUGCAUGAAGCUUUCGAAGGGCAAACCCAAGUAUACCUUUUAUGAUGGUCCUCCAUUUGCUACUGGUUUACCUCAUUAUGGUCACAUAUUAGCUGGGACUAUUAAAGAUAUAGUAACGCGCUAUGCUUACCAACAAGGCUACCACGUUGAUCGGCGAUUUGGUUGGGAUUGUCAUGGCCUGCCCGUGGAAUUUGAAAUUGAUAAAUUGUUGGAUGUACAUGGACCAGAGGAUGUAGAGAAAAUGGGUAUUGCGACCUACAACGCGGAAUGUCGUAAAAUUGUUACGCGCUACGCGAAGGAAUGGGAAUCGAUUGUGACACGUAUGGGUCGUUGGAUUGACUUCAAGAACGAUUAUAAGACUUUAUAUCCUUGGUACAUGGAAUCCAUAUGGUGGGUAUUUAAACAACUGUACGAUAAAGGCCUAGUAUAUGAGGGUGUAAAAGUGAUGCCAUAUUCAACUGCUUGUACGACGCCUCUGUCGAAUUUUGAAUCCGGUCAAAAUUACAAGGAGGUGGUAGAUCCUUGUGUGGUCGUCGCAUUAGAAGCUGUUGGCUAUGAAAAUACUUACUUUCUUAUAUGGACUACUACGCCUUGGACUUUACCGUCAAAUUUUGCUUGCUGCGUUAAUCCAAACAUGGAGUAUGUCAAGGUAAAAGAUGUGAAAACUCUUCGCUUCUACAUUUUGGCUAAAUGUCGUCUUAGUUAUGUUUAUAAAACUGAGGAGGAUUAUGAAGUUAUUCAGGAGUUCCUUGGUGAAACCUUGGCCGGCAUUCACUAUAAACCCUUAUUUCCCUAUUUUGCGAAUCGUGGCGAACUAGUCAAAGCGUUUAAAGUGCUUGUUGAUAAUUACGUAACCGAUGAUUCGGGUACUGGAAUUGUACAUAAUGCUCCAUAUUUUGGUGAGGACGAUCAUCGCGUUUGUCUGGCAGCUGAUUUGAUUACGAAGUCAAGUCCUCCUAUUUGUCCAGUUGAUGAUGCGGGACGAUUUACUGAAGAAGUUACUCAUUUUAAGGGGCUCUACGUGAAAGAUGCUGAUAAACAAAUCAUAGCUUUUUUGAAAGCAAGCGGCAAUCUAGUUUCAGCGGGCCAAGUUAAGCAUAGUUAUCCGUUUUGUUGGCGCUCAGAUACCCCAUUAAUUUAUAAGGCGGUACCAUCUUGGUUCAUACGUGUUGAGCAUAUGUCCAAAAAUUUGCUAGCCUGUAGCUCAUUAACUUACUGGGUUCCUGAUUUUGUUAAAGAAAAACGAUUCGGCAAUUGGCUGAAGGAAGCACGAGAUUGGGCAAUAAGCCGCAAUCGUUAUUGGGGCACACCUAUACCUAUUUGGCGUUCAUUGAAUGGUGAAGAGACGGUGUGUGUGGGUAGCAUUAAUGAGGUUGAACAAUUAUCUGGAAAGGUAAUUACCGAUUUGCAUCGGGAGACUGUUGAUGAGAUCGAAAUACCGUCAGCAGUAUUGGGUAAUCCUCCCCUGCGUCGCAUUGCUCCCGUAUUUGAUUGUUGGUUCGAAUCGGGCAGUAUGCCAUUUGCGCAACAGCAUUUUCCUUUUGAAAAUGAAAAAGACUUUAUGAGCAAUUUCCCCGCGGAUUUUAUCGCCGAAGGCAUCGAUCAAACGCGGGGUUGGUUCUACACUCUCCUAGUUAUUUCGACGGCUCUGUUCAACAAAGCCCCUUUUAAGAAUUUAAUAGCUAACGGAUUAGUAUUGGCAGCUGAUGGACAAAAGAUGUCCAAACGCAAAAAGAACUACCCAGAUCCGUUGGAAGUAGUGCAAAAAUAUGGAGCUGAUGCUUUGCGUUUAUAUCUAAUUAAUUCACCAGUAGUACGUGCUGAAAAUUUGCGCUUCAAAGAGGAGGGCGUUCGUGAUAUAGUUAAGGAUGUAUUUUUGCCCUGGUACAAUGCUUAUCGGUUUCUUUUACAAAAUAUCGCCCGAUAUGAAAAAGAGGAGCUACAAAGUGCAUCUUUGUACAUGUAUGACAAGGAAAGGCAUUUAAAGAAUUAUGAAAAGUCCUCUAUAAUCGAUGUUUGGAUCUUAUCAUUUAAAGAAUCUCUGUUGGAUUUUUUUGCCACUGAAAUGAAAAUGUACCGCCUGUACACAGUGGUACCACGUUUAACUAAAUUCAUCGACCAAUUAACAAACUGGUAUGUGCGUUUGAACAGACGACGCAUUAAAGGUGAAAUGGGUAAGGAGGAGUGUAUUCAAUCUUUGGACACACUUUACGACGUUUUAUUUACAAUGGUGAAGAUGAUGGCUCCCUUUACACCUUUUCUUACCGAAUACAUAUUUAAACGUUUGGUACUGUUUCAACCGAAAGACGCCGUAGGCAACAUUGAAUCGAUUCACUACCAAAUGAUGCCGACCUCGAAUCGCAAGUUCAUUCGUGCUGAAGUUGAGAAGUCCGUUGCGAUCAUGCAGGCAAUUAUUGAAUUAGGUCGUGUUAUGCGUGAUAGGCGCACAUUGCCUGUCAAAUAUCCAGUAUCGGAAAUAAUUGUUAUACACAAAGAUCCAAAAUGCCUUGAAGCCAUCAAGAGUUUAGAAGAUUUCAUUUUGGGAGAGUUGAAUGUACGUAAGUUGACUUUAACUUCAGAUAAAGAGAAGUAUGGUGUUACAAUGAGAGCUGAACCGGACCAUAAGGUUCUUGGCCAGCGUUUAAAGAGUAAUUUUAAGUCGGUUUUAGCAGCCAUCAAAUCUUUAACGGAUGAUGACAUUCAAAAGCAUUUGAGCAGGGGUUACUUUGAAAUUGAUCAUCAACGCAUUGAAUUGGAGGAGGUUCGUAUUAUUUACUGCACAUCCCCUCAGAUGGGUGGCGGCAAUUUCGAAGCUCAUAGCGACAAUGAAGUAUUAGUCCUAAUGGAUAUGACUCCUAACGAAGAAUUACUUGCCGAAGGUUUGGCACGUGAGAUCAUUAAUCGCGUACAAAAGCUUAAGAAAAAAGCUCAUUUAAUACCGACUGAUCCGGUGGUGAUUUAUUAUGAGCUAACGGCUCCUCCACAAAAGCAGGCUGAUAUCGAACAUAUUACAAAAGUGAUGGAGAUAUACUAUUCAAUGAUUACAGCAACUAUCAAGUCAAAUUUCGUUAAAUACAGUGUUGAUGAAGCUAAAAACAAGCGAACAAUUAUCAGUGAAUCUGUCGAUCUCAAGGGUAUUGAUCUCAAACUUACUAUCUGCUCAAUGGAAGACGUACAACUUCCAUUAGUACAUUGGGUUAACGUAGCAUUGGCACACGAUUUACAACCGCGUUACGGAAGGAGCAAUAAGGCGUCUUUAUUGCUUCGAGAUGUGGCCACUAACGAUAUCCUAACAAUUGAACAGUUACGCUAUGAAAUCGAUGUACUAUUCGGCUUAUAUGGCAUAAAUUAUUCUAUCUAUAUAACGCAAACUGAAGAAGGCGCAUUGUCGAAAUUAACUGCUUUAGAUUUGUCGGCAAACGGUAAACUUUUGGUGAUUUCCUGUCGAAUUGAAGAGGCUGAAAGGUUUUUGAAAGAAACAAGUGCUAGUUAUAUGCCUUACUGCAGAUUUAUCAACAGAGACGGCUCAACGGUAUUUACGGAAAAUCCAUUAGGUUUUCCUUUAGAUGCGUAACUCAUAUAUAAGUAACAUUUUCAUG
Molecule: messenger RNA, 3733 nt
Organism: Glossina fuscipes
Lineage: Eukaryota; Metazoa; Arthropoda; Insecta; Diptera; Glossinidae
Gene: IleRS
Product: isoleucine--tRNA ligase, cytoplasmic
Exons: 5
Coding region: 1-3708 (1235 amino acids)
Biological process (GO): isoleucyl-tRNA aminoacylation
Molecular function (GO): ATP binding; isoleucine-tRNA ligase activity; aminoacyl-tRNA deacylase activity
Source: RefSeq, a predicted model, not a curated record